AAUGAAUUUAAGGCUGGAUAUUUGUCUCUAAAAUACCUGACUUAAUUCAUAUGUAAACUAGAGUGUCCUGCUCAAACCUGAGAACGUGACGCCCAUAUCUUCUUGGAUGGGAUUUGAACUCGGGGUCUUUCUGUAAUGAUGCAGCGCAGGAAUUCAGUUAGUCAAGUGUCGAUUCACUGUCAGAAUUUUAUGUAACACAAUGACCCAUUUUCCCCUUAAUCUCUCACCUGUCACGUGCUUAUCUGUAAAUGACAAUGGAUUAUAUUCACUCGACGACGCACAGCAGGUUAUGCUUCCAUGGGAUUAUGGUUGAAUGAGCAGGGUUUGAAUCCUUAGACAUAAAGUAACAGUAAAAUGAAAAUAAUAUAGUGCAGUAUAAUGUGAACUAAAUCAAGACUGAACAAAAAACUGGUUAAAAACAGAGUAAUAUUGCACUUAUUUAGCAUUUUAGUUUUUAUUUUAGGAAAAAAAAGUUAAAAAAAAAAAAAAAAGCAUUUAAUGAAUGAGUUACAACGUACUGAAUCGAUGCCGUUAUUCUCCCACAGGUGGCGGUGUUACAUUUAAAAUUGGCAAUAAUAUUUUUUGUUUCUUUCUGUUGUUGCAUAAUAACAAAUCGAGUUAGCGCUGACCACCGCCCCCGGUUCACCGCAUACUGGAUAUGGAGCUAUCCCGGCCUGGCGUGGCUGCAGGCGGGGAGAGGCGGGUCAUCCUGCGGACUCUCCUCCUCAGCUGCUCCUCAUGUUUUCAUCCUCCUCCUCACGCCGCCGCAGUCAUGGCUGACACCUCCUGCUAGCUCCAACAUCUCGCCUCGCCGCGGACGGCCCUCCUCCCGCAGACGCUUCUCCGAAAUCUACAGCAUGAGAAAACUGAGGAAAGGCCGAGGACGAGAGUGAGAGACCGGGGAGAGAUGGGCAACAAGCAGACCAUCUUCACGGACGAGCAGCUGGACGCCUACCAGGAUUGUACUUUUUUCACCCGAAAAGAAAUCUUACGGUUGCACGGGAGAUACCAUGAACUGGCUCCACAUCUUGUGCCAAUGGACUACACCAACGACCCGGACUGCAAAUUACCUCUCGCGUUGAUCGUCAACAUGCCAGAGUUGAAGGAAAAUCCGUUUCGCAACAGAAUAGUGGAGUCGUUCUCAGAGGACGGGAUGGGGAACCUCAGCUUCAACGAAUUCGUGGACAUGUUCUCCGUCCUCAGUGAAAUGGCUCCGAGGGAGCUGAAGGCCAUCUACGCCUUCAAGAUAUACGAUUUCAACGUGGAUAACUACCUCUGCAAGGAGGACCUGGAGAAGACCCUGAAUAAGCUGACCAAGGAGGAGCUGACGCAAGAGGAGGUGGAGCUGGUGUGUGAGAAGGCCAUCGAAGAAGCCGACUUGGACGGAGACAACAAGCUCUCCUUUGCAGACUUUGAAAACAUGAUCACAAGGGCUCCUGAUUUCUUAAGCACCUUCCACAUUCGCAUUUGAGCGACGCCACCGCCAGUGUCGGCCUGCCAAUCUUCCAUCCAUCUGAUCUGCCUCUCUCCGCCGCGACCCUCAUGCACACACUUCAGACGUACCACGUUGUGCUUUACUCUCAGGAUUACUUUCUGGUAGAUUUGCUUCCCUCCCCAUGAGACUCGCCACGUACCAAAGGGCUCGUCGGAAUAGCUGAGGUGCAUUUUUGCUUCUGAAUCCAGUAAUGCAUAAAAAGGUGGUCUACCUGCCGCGGGAUCAUGCAAAAGGGCCUCUCCUCUGCUCGUAGCUUGUGUGUGGAACAUAAUGACAAUCGUAUCUCUAUCCUUCUCAGUUCCAUGAAGGGCUCCAGAAGCUUCAUGAUUCGACCGUCACGUCUGUCUGCUGGACCUUUGAAGUUUGAAGGGCUGUACUUGUUUUGAAUAAAGUUUCCUGGGAGCUGGGCCUGACGCCAGAUUUAUGGCUGGGUUUCUGUCUGCGCAGCACUGCUGGUGAUGAAGAGGCGUGCGCUGUAAAGAUUGUGAGGCAGCAGCGGGAUCAUAGCGCUGACUCAGCCUUGAUUCCAUCAUGCACACGCAGUUAAUUGUCAUCGCGCGGUGAGCUGUUCGAUGAGGGCGAGAGAAUGGAAGUAUUGGGGUUCACUGUAUUCCUAGGAAGCUCCUCUCCACGAAUCACAUCAGUAGAAAUUCAGUAUUUAUCGCAUUACUUUUUGGUCACAUUUCUUUCAGUGAAAAAAAGAGGAGUGUCUGUUUUUUAAAAUUUAUCUCUGUAGUUAUUGCC
Synchiropus splendidus (mandarinfish) is the source of this 2239-nucleotide messenger RNA. RefSeq names its product calcium and integrin binding family member 2 (gene cib2). Lineage: Eukaryota; Metazoa; Chordata; Actinopteri; Syngnathiformes; Callionymidae. The record is from RefSeq and is a predicted model, not a curated record. Gene Ontology annotation, molecular function: calcium ion binding. The coding region runs from base 908 to 1471 and encodes 187 amino acids. The transcript is spliced from 6 exons.